GCUUCAUCAACAAUGAAUCUGCAAACGGUAUCACCGCAACGAAAUGCGAUUUUGAAUGGCUCUUCGAGCGUGCAAAACAACAAUAAUAGUAAUAAUAAUGAGUCAUCGUACGGCAUUAAUGAUUAUUCGGACAAUGCCGACAGCACUAUUGACGGUCUUUAUUCGCGCAUGGAUGUGAAGCAGUUGUUGAGUUUGGUUGACUGUUUAUUGGAUUCACAUUCGCUAGCGAAGCAGUUCAAUGGUAAUAACGCACAACGCACACUGCUUUGGAAAGCCGGUUUCAAAGGUAGAAGUAAACCGAACCUACUCCGUCAAGAAACGCACAGUUUGCGAUCAGCGCUGUGCAUUCUGUUUCGGAUAUACACCGAUGUUGACCGCACAGACGAACAGCAGAAGUCAGAUAUUCGUGAACGUUUGAUCAGAGUACUUGAUGAAGCGAUUAGGUACUAUGUGGAUUUGAAUUCAGAACAACAUAGACAAGCGUGGAUUUUUGUGUUGCGUUUAGUACUCGAUUGGGCGAAUUCCUUCUCGGAUGCGCAGGAUGAUGAGAUUUUAUUCAGCUGUUGGAUGUUGGUCGUCGAUUUGCGUUGA
This is a messenger RNA of Anisakis simplex (herring worm), 591 nucleotides long. The record is from the annotation of a GenBank genome assembly. NCBI's taxonomy places the organism in Eukaryota, Metazoa, Nematoda, Chromadorea, Rhabditida, Anisakidae.